CACACCUAACGUUGUAUCAUGCAAAGGCACCACUGCAACGAUCCUAAUCGACAUACGACUGGCAUACUUCUCAUUGGCGCAUUUACUGUUCACUGUCUACGACUACUAUACGGGCAGUCAUGAGGUGCAGUGUCUUUAUAUUCUUCGCGGCACUCGCACAGUCCGCGCUCGGACAACGCGGCUUUGGCGACCCCCGUGAGACUACAGAUUGCAUAGCGUGGUUUGAAGUCCAGGACGAAACUGAACAGACGUGCGAAUGGACACUGCGAAAGUACGCCCUUGACCCUGAGCGCUUCUCUGCCUGGAACCCUUCCGUCGGCCUGGACUGCAAGCCUUGGUACCGAGGGAGAUACUGCAUCAUGACCAACAAUUAUCUCGCCGACAGCGUCAACACUACCACGUUGUACCGAAGUGAUCCGCUUGAAGGCACUUUCACCGUUGCCUUCCCAGCCCUUACCACCAACAAAGACGGCUGGGAGAUCCCAGUGACGCGUAGCGACGCUCCCGCAAGGACUUACAGCACGCGGGCUCCUAUUCCAUCACCCUCUACCUGGACAGACAAAGGCUGUUUCAUCGACGAUAAGAGCUCGCUCAAAAUCCGUCAGAAUGAAUCAGCCUGGAUUCUGGAUUUCCUCACGUUCCCCGGCCUCGGCGGCCGGCCUGACGAGACGUUGGACACGUGCAAACAGCAAUGCUGGGAGAUCAAAUUCCCCAUUGCCGGCGUCAAGGAAGGAAAUCUCUGCUUUUGCGGGGAUAGAAAUAAUGGUACCCUGGCGGAGGAUCAAGGCGAAUGCAACACGCCUUGUGCCGGAGAUGCAAGCGUAAUGUGCGGUGGCACUAAUCGCACGAGCGUCUGGGAGGCGGAGGACUACGUGCAGAGUACGGCUGCUGGUGUGUUUAGGGUACCUAGCGUGGCCCAAAGAAGAGAGAAAAAGGGAAAGAGAGUAAAGAAGAAGGAAGUAAGAAGAGAAGGGAGAGGUAGAGGAGAGAGCGAGAGUAGUAGGAAGAAGGGGGAAGAAAGUAGGAAGAUAGAGAGAGAAAGUGAGAAGAGAAGGUAAAGGUAUAAAAGGGGGGAGAGAGUAGAGUAAAAGUGCAAAGUAAGAGUAUAAGAAGAGAAAGAGCGCGUAAGAAGAGAAAGAAGAGAAGAAGUAUAUUUUACGAGGAGAGAGUAUAAGAAGAGGGGUAGAGAGAAGGGUAUAGAAGAGGAAUAGAAGAGGGGAGUAGAGUAAAAGUAUAAAGUAAGAGUAUAUGAAGAGAGAGAGAGUGCGUAAAAAAGAAAGAAGAGAAAAAGUAUAUUUAAGGGGGGGGAAGUAUAGAGAGGAGAGUAGAGAG
Molecule: messenger RNA, 1332 nt
Organism: Boeremia exigua
Lineage: Eukaryota; Fungi; Ascomycota; Dothideomycetes; Pleosporales; Didymellaceae
Exons: 3
Coding region: 120-1058 (312 amino acids)
Source: RefSeq, a predicted model, not a curated record